AGCAGCGGCGAAAGAAGGCGCAGAAAGGCGAGCGUGAAGAGGUCGAGCGGCGCAGAAUGAUGCGGCUCCGGAGUCCCGCGUUGUUGAGGGAUCUGCUGCGGCUCAGCCAGACUGGCGGGACGACCUUUAGCGGCGCCGGCUUGGGCUGUUGCCGUCGCCUGGCGCUGAGGUGGCUCCAUCCCGCUUUGCCCCCUGUUGCCGGCUGCCGCCCGCCGGGAUGGUUAAUGGCAGGCGGCGGCGGCCGCUCCUUAUGUACCCGCUCAGAGGGAAACCUGGAGGAGCCGGGCAAGGGUCCCCCACAGCAGCAAAAGAAGCAGCAGCAGGAGGCGGCGGCGGCGGCGCCAUCCACGGAAGCCCCCGCCUCGGCCGCCGGCGAUAACAGCCACAGCUCAGGCCCAGACGUAGAGGCAGGCGGCAUAGGGGAAAAUAAGAUAAAGCAAGGUCUCUUACCUAGUUUGGAGGAUUUGCUGUUCUAUACUAUUGCAGAAGGCCAGGAAAAAAUACCAGUUCAUAAGUUCAUCACGGCUCUAAAAUCUACAGGUUUACGUACAUCUGAUCCAAGACUGAAAGAAUGCAUGGAUAUGCUAAGAUUAACGCUUCAGACAACAUCAGAUGGUGUCAUGCUAGAUAAAGAUCUCUUUAAAAAAUGUGUUCAAAGCAAUAUUGUUUUACUUACUCAGGCUUUCAGGCGAAAGUUUGUCAUUCCGGAUUUUAUGUCAUUUGCCUCUCACAUUGAUGAGUUGUAUGAAAAUGCUAAAAAGCAAUCUGGAGGAAACGUUGCUGACUAUAUUCCACAACUGGCUAAGUUCAGUCCUGACUUGUGGGCAGUGUCUGUUUGCACAGUCGAUGGACAGAGGCAUUCUAUUGGAGAUACCAAAGUCCCAUUUUGUCUUCAAUCCUGUGUAAAGCCUUUGAAAUAUGCUAUUGCUGUUAAUGACCUUGGCACUGAAUAUGUACACAGAUACGUUGGUAAAGAACCUAGUGGACUAAGAUUCAAUAAAUUGUUCCUCAAUGAAGAUGACAAACCUCACAAUCCUAUGGUAAAUGCUGGAGCAAUUGUGAUCACUUCCUUAAUCAAGCAAGGAGCAAACAACGCUGAGAAAUUUGACUAUGUGAUGCAGUUCAUGAAUACUAUGGCUGGAAAUGAGUAUGUUGGGUUCAGUAAUGCAACGUUCCAGUCUGAGAGAGAGAGUGGAGACCGAAACUUUGCAAUAGGCUACUACCUGAAAGAGAAAAAAUGUUUUCCAGAAGGCACAGAUAUGGUUGGCAUAUUGGACUUCUACUUCCAGCUGUGCUCCAUAGAAGUGACUUGUGAAUCUGCUAGUGUAAUGGCAGCAACAUUGGCUAAUGGAGGUUUUUGCCCAAUCACUGGUGAGAGGGUACUGAGUCCUGAAGCAGUACGGAACACACUAAGUUUAAUGCAUUCCUGUGGCAUGUAUGACUUUUCAGGACAGUUUGCCUUCCACGUUGGUCUUCCUGCAAAAUCCGGAGUUGCUGGUGGCAUUCUCCUGGUUGUUCCAAAUGUUAUGGGCAUGAUGUGCUGGUCUCCACCUCUUGACAAGAUGGGCAAUAGCGUUAAGGGGAUACACUUCUGUCAUGAACUGGUUUCUUUGUGCAAUUUCCAUAAUUAUGAUAAUUUGAGGCACUUUGCAAAGAAGCUUGAUCCUCGCAGGGAAGGUGGUGAUCAGCGGCAUUCCUUUGGACCAUUGGACUAUGAGAGUCUUCAGCACGAACUUGCAUUAAAAGAGACUGUGUGGAAAAAAGUGUCACCCGAGUCAAAUGAGGACAUCUCCACUACUGUAGUGUAUAGAAUGGAAGGUCGGGGAGAGCAAAACUAAAGGAGCGGGCUCUAGUUUCAGAGAGUUUGUUUUCAUCUUUAAACACGUCCCAGUUUCUCUAGAUUGCACAGUUCCCAAAUUUUAGUUUUGUUCUUUUGUUUUCAAUGUUUUGUAAAUAUUGCUCAUGAUACCAAAAAUUAGUAUCUACUUUUAUACAAAUUGCUUUAAUUGGUUUUCCAGAAAGCAAAUGGAAACAAAACCUGAAAAUGUAUGUUGUCUAAACUUAUAGUAUUGUGCGUAAGGAAUUAAUUCAAAAGGAAUUUGUAGAGGUUGUGAAAAAAUAUAAAAAUGCUGCAACGCAGCAAAAUACAAAUAGCAUAACUAUAAAUAAGGAAAAAUGAGAAUAAAUGUAGGAAAUUUUUAAUUCUCAAAUCAUAUAUUUUUAUAACUGGGUAUUUCUUACUGUUAUCAAGACUGGGGUUUUAGCAGUUUAUUGCAUUAUUCAAAUUUGUUUUUUCCAUGAUCACUUUAGUAUCUUGAUCCUAAUCACUUGGUGGAAGCAAGUUCUGUUGCUUUUAGUACAAGCAGGUGUAUGUAAAGUUAGUCAUUCAACUUAUGCUACAUGGGCAAGGCUGAAAAUAAAUCAAGCUGACAGUAGUUUUGUAUAAACAAUUACAUACUAGUAUGUAGAAGCCUAGCUUAAAUUCACUUAAAAUAUUAAUAUACCACAGUGUAGAAAAGUUUGUUAGUAAGCCCAUGUAAACCUUCUAAAAUCAGUAUAUUAGAAAAGAGCUUGUAUUGAGCCUUCAGCUUCUGAAACAUUGGCUGUGACAAUUGUUUAGGCACUGAGAUUCAGAUAUAUAUUCUAGAUUCUACCAGAAACAUACCAUAAGAGUGAGAGGUGUGAAGUUAGGAACAUUGCAAAAAAAGAAAAGAAAAAGUAGCAGUGAUGGUGUA
Elgaria multicarinata webbii is the source of this 2735-nucleotide messenger RNA. RefSeq names its product glutaminase (gene GLS). Lineage: Eukaryota; Metazoa; Chordata; Lepidosauria; Squamata; Anguidae. The transcript is spliced from 15 exons. Gene Ontology annotation, molecular function: glutaminase activity; protein binding. The record is from RefSeq and is a predicted model, not a curated record. The coding region runs from base 57 to 1838 and encodes 593 amino acids. Gene Ontology annotation, biological process: L-glutamine catabolic process.